GGACUGAAAUCGAUUGAAGAGCCAGAGCUCAGGAAGGUCUCGUUCAACGGCAGCGGGGACGACUAGAGAGAAUGUACAUUUAUCAUUCAGGUGUAUAGUUGAAGAAUAGUAGACUGUUACAGUGAUGGAUGUGAGAGAUGCUGCAGGAAGGUGGGAUGCUCUGGUCAGUCGAGACUUGAGCUCCAGACAGGCAGCGAUGGAGCUCAUUCACCAGGAGGUGAUGAAGAGAAUAGAGACCAUGGGGCCGAUACCAAACCCGCAGUCCUCCUCUCCCCCAGCCAUGGGUGACAGUCUGUCCAGUGAUCUCAACGCUCUCCUGGCUCAUGUCCUGAUGCUCUCCAAACGGUGUCCUUAUGAAGAUGUCAGGGAGAAAUGCAUAUGUUUGCUCCAGAAAGUUCAGGACGUUGGAGUGCGAAUCCCCAGACCGAUGGGAAAUGGACCAAGUAGAUUCAUACCAGAGAAAGAGGUUCACCUCAUCUUUAUUGCCCUGUUGUCCCAGAUACUUCAAGUCAGUAAAUUGAAUGAAAGAACACAGUCGAUUUUUGAGGACGCUUUCGCAGUGCUCGGUCGCCUUGACAACAUCUCCUUGGUGAUGGGGUUCCAUCCUCAGUAUUUGGAGAGCUUUCUUAAGACACAGCAUUACCUGCUUCAGAUGGACGGUCCAUUGUCUCUGCACUGCAGACAUUACAUAGGGAUAAUGGCUGCUGCUAGGCACCAGUGCACGUAUCUGGUCAACCUGCACGUGAAUGACUUCCUGCAGGUCGGAGGUGAUUCCAAGUGGUUGAAUGGUCUGGAAGAAGCCCCACAGAAGCUGCAGGCUCUUGGAGAGCUCAAUAAGAUCCUGGCCCAUCGCCCCUGGCUGCUCACCAAAGAACAUAUUGAGCGUCUACUGAAGGCUGAGGAGCACAGCUGGUCCCUGGCCGAGCUGAUCCAUGUUGUGGUGCUACUCACACUCUAUCACUCUCUGGCCUCCUUUACGUUUGGUUGUGGCAUCAACCCCAACAUCCACACAGAUGGAGGACAUACGUUCAGGCCGCCCUCGCUCAGCGGUUACUGCGUUUGUGACAUUGCCAAUGGCAACAGUGCCCUGGAGGAAAUGUUUGGGAACCAGCAGGUGUCCGAGUUCUCUGGUGAGGUUGAAGUGCUGAUGGAGAAAAUGAAGCAGCUCCAGGAAUGUCAUGACGAAGAGGAAGCCAGUCAGGAGGAAAUGGCCACUCGUUUUGAGAGGGAAAAAACAGAGAGCAUGCUGGUAGUCACCUCUGAGGAUGAGGAGUGUGUACCAUCCAGAGAUGUUUCACGACAUUUUGAAGACCUUAGUUACGGCUACAAAGACUUCUCCAGGAGAGGAGAACAUGUACCCACUCUCAGAGUGCAGGACUAUAGUUGGGAAGAUCAUGGCUUUUCCCUGGUGAAUCGGCUGUAUCCGGAUUUUGGACAGCUUCUAGAUGAACAGUUCCAGAUCGCAUACAAUCUGACGUACAACACAAUGGCGACACACCAGGGUGUGGACACUUCCAUGCUUCGUCGAGCCAUCUGGAACUACAUCCACUGCAUGUUCGGGAUUCGGUACGAUGAUUAUGAUUAUGGAGAAAUUAACCAACUGUUAGACCGCAGUUUUAAAGUCUACAUCAAAACUAUGGUGCGCACUCCAGAGAAGAUCACCAAGAGGAUGUAUGACAGCUUCUGGAGGCAGUUCCAGCACUCUGAGAAAGUCCACGUUAAUUUGCUUCUUAUGGAAGCGCGCAUGCAGGCAGAACUGCUCUACGCUCUGAGAGCUAUCACUCGCUACAUGACAUGAAGUACUGUUCGUCUUAUCUUUUUAUAAAAUUUUUUUACUGUCGUUGACGUUGGACACUUCAAUAAACGUAAAAAUGACAAAAAAAAAUGAAAAAAAAACAAAACUGAGGAAGAAGAACAACAGGUGGCUGCGGAGGAUGAUGACAAGGUUGUUUUGUUUAAAAGAAGGGAAAAAAAACAACUGUCAACUGAACCUACUUGUUGAAAUCACUUGUGUGGCUGCUCAGCCUGCAGUGCCAAAACUGGCCACUGGGGGGGGGGCUCUGAGAAGAAUCCCUCUAGUGUGUAAGAGGACAAGCUGAGACUGCCAGCUUCUGGAGGCCAGACCUCCUUUAGUAUUUCAAAUGCAUCUGCGAUAAGAUGCCAUAUAAUCAUAUCUUCUUUAUGUGAGAUGAGAUUAAAAAACAAAAACACAAAUAGCAACUCCAGCACCAGUGCAGAAAGACUGCACUGACAAUACUAUCUACUAGUGUUUUUUUUUCCUUAUCGUUUUAUAUUGGGUUUUUUUUUUCCAGCAGUGGCUAGAGAUAGAAGCAUUACUG
This is a messenger RNA of Sinocyclocheilus grahami, 2339 nucleotides long. Its product is annotated as sestrin-1-like. NCBI's taxonomy places the organism in Eukaryota, Metazoa, Chordata, Actinopteri, Cypriniformes, Cyprinidae. Bases 125 to 1798 code for a protein of 557 amino acids. The transcript is spliced from 11 exons. Gene Ontology annotation, molecular function: oxidoreductase activity, acting on peroxide as acceptor; L-leucine binding. Gene Ontology annotation, biological process: cellular response to L-leucine; positive regulation of macroautophagy; regulation of response to reactive oxygen species. The record is from RefSeq and is a predicted model, not a curated record. Gene Ontology annotation, cellular component: nucleus.